AUGGAGGCGGCACAAACGAAUGCUGAUUGGUCUUUUUUGAACAAAAAGCCGUUUGGUUUUAUGAUGUCAAUGCAAACUGUGCUCAGUUUGUUCAUCGUUUUACUGGUCGCAUUCGCGCCUUUCGUCUUCGAAGGUGUUGGAUUCGUGAGCGGUUGUGCAUUUGCCUUAUUUAUCACCUCUCUCAUCUAUAAUUUGUUCCACGUUAUGGGAUGGAACCGAAAGUUGGCUUGCGCUGCUGAUGCUUUCAUUUGUCUUCGCCUUGGUGUGCUUCUAUUCCGUGCGGCACCUAACAGCCAAGUGCUACAACUGCCCGGUGGUAUCAACCUUUUUGUCCCUUGCACUUUGUGGGUGUUUAUAAUGUCAGCCAUCUUCUUCAUUUUGUUGUCAUUUGGUACCCUUAUAUGCCUAGUUGGGUUUUUCGAUUCGUUCCGAUACACUGUACUUCUAAUAAUUACGUACUUUUUCUUAUCGUUGGCUUGCGCUGCUGAUGCUUUCAUUUGUCUUCGCCUUGGUGUGCUUCUAUUCCGUGCGGCACCUAACAGCCAAGUACUUGCGCUCACUACAGUAGUGAUAGAUGGUGACAAAACAACGAGGAUGGAAUCAGCGGCACCCCAGUUCACUCCAGCAACCUCACCGACGAAUCCGGUUUAA
Molecule: messenger RNA, 651 nt
Organism: Ostertagia ostertagi
Lineage: Eukaryota; Metazoa; Nematoda; Chromadorea; Rhabditida; Trichostrongylidae
Source: the annotation of a GenBank genome assembly